AUGGGAGUUAAAGGUUUUGUUGAAGGUGGUGUUGCUUCUAUCAUAGCAGGAUGUUUCACCCACUCGCUUGACCUAAUUAAGGUUCGUAUGCAGCUUCAGGGCGAAAACGCUCCUAAGCCGAACCCGGUUCAGAAUCUCCGACCCGCUCUUGCUUUCGGUCAAACCGGAACAACUUCCAUCCACGUGGGGCCUACUCCGGUUAUUCAGCCUCGCGUGAUUCCGAUCUCUGUUGGAGUCCGUCUCGUCCAACAAGAAGGCGUUAGAGCCUUAUUCUCCGGCAGACACUUUACUCCACCAGGAUGGGUCUCUCUGACAUCCUGA
Lathyrus sativus (Indian pea) is the source of this 321-nucleotide messenger RNA. Lineage: Eukaryota; Viridiplantae; Streptophyta; Magnoliopsida; Fabales; Fabaceae. The record is from the annotation of a GenBank genome assembly.